UCUCAUCAUCCAAACCCUAGAGAGCAGCAAAGCGACAGAGUAAUGGCGUUGGCCUCCUUCGUCUCCCUCGCCUCACUCCUGGCCCUCCUGGCGCCGGCGGCUGGGCGCAUUCCCGGCGUCUACACUGGCGGUCAGUGGCAGAGCGCCCACGCCACCUUCUACGGCGGCAGUGACGCGUCCGGCACCAUGGGAGGGGCGUGUGGGUACGGGAAUCUGUACAGCCAGGGGUACGGGGUGCAGACGGCGGCGCUGAGCACGGCGCUGUUCAACGAGGGGCAGAGCUGCGGGUCGUGCUUCGAGAUCAAGUGCGCGGACGACCCGCGGUGGUGCCACGGCGGGAGCCCCUCCAUCUUCAUCACUGCUACCAACUUCUGCCCGCCCAACUACGCUCUCCCCUCCGACAACGGCGGGUGGUGCAACCCACCACGCCCCCACUUCGACCUCUCCAUGCCCAUGUUCCUCAAGAUCGCCGAGUACCGCGCGGGCAUCGUACCCGUCUCCUUCCGAAGGGUCCCUUGCAGGAAAUCCGGUGGGAUCCGCUUCACGAUCAACGGGUUCCAGUACUUCAACCUGGUGCUGAUCACCAACGUGGCGGGCGCCGGCGACCUCGUCCGCGCCAGCGUGAAAGGGUCCCGCACCGAGUGGAUGCCCAUGUCCCGCAACUGGGGCCAGAACUGGCAGUCCAACGCCGUCCUCGUCGGCCAGUCCCUCUCCUUCCGCGUCACCGGCAGCGACCGCCGCACCUCCACCUCCUGGAACAUCGUCCCCUCCACCUGGGAGUUCGGCCAGACCUUCGAGGGCAAGAACUUCCGCGUCUGACAUUGGAAUCCAAAGGCUUCGUUACUCUUCUUUAGCAGCAGUUGCAAUAGUACUAGUGUUUGUGUGUUUUUCGCGCCGUGAAUUAGUACUGAGUGGCUUCGGUAGUCGUGAAAGUAAAAGGUAAUGGCGACGGCUGAGUGGUAGCAGUGUGCUUGUUUCGUCUGUGUCACUUUGACUGCAUCUUUUUUGGAGUCUUAUUUGACUGUGGGGUGGUGUGUGGGUUUACCGAGGAGUGGGAAUAGAGUAGCAUACAAAGUCAUAGUUUGUAACAGUGGCGGCUGAAGUGGCUGCACAACGAAGGAAAUUGUUGUAGCCCGCAGUUGCUCAUAUAUCUGUUAUGUCUGAUAGGUGUGAUGCGACUUCUUUAUAUUUGUCCAUCACAGUGGAGUCUCUGCUUUGCUUGUUAUCUAAUACAGUGAUAUGAUGAAUUUACAAGGGUGAAAAUGCUGCAUUGUUCA
Messenger RNA from Musa acuminata AAA Group (dessert banana), 1277 nucleotides. RefSeq names its product expansin-A7. NCBI's taxonomy places the organism in Eukaryota, Viridiplantae, Streptophyta, Magnoliopsida, Zingiberales, Musaceae. Gene Ontology annotation, cellular component: extracellular region. The coding region runs from base 43 to 819 and encodes 258 amino acids. The transcript has 3 exons. Gene Ontology annotation, biological process: plant-type cell wall organization. The record is from RefSeq and is a predicted model, not a curated record.